Messenger RNA from Fusarium subglutinans, 777 nucleotides. RefSeq names its product Glc8. The record is from RefSeq and is a predicted model, not a curated record. Bases 1 to 777 code for a protein of 258 amino acids. NCBI's taxonomy places the organism in Eukaryota, Fungi, Ascomycota, Sordariomycetes, Hypocreales, Nectriaceae. The transcript is spliced from 2 exons. Gene Ontology annotation, molecular function: protein phosphatase inhibitor activity. Gene Ontology annotation, biological process: regulation of signal transduction.
AUGGCUUCUGCUGUUGAUUCUCCCCUGGCGCACUCGCCUUCUGCCCAUCCUCCCCAACGACCUCGAGGCAUCCUCAAGAACUCGUAUCGGAAAUCUCCUCCCACUUCGCCGAACCACGAUCAACCUGCCAGCGACAAGGAGCUCACCAUCGCCAACACUCAGAUCAACGCCGGCCACCGACGUUCGUCCUCUGGAGCUCGCCCUUCUGGAUCCCGCCGACAAUCAGGCGCCAACAGUUCCAUCGGAGACGCUCUCGAACCCUCCCAACGACUCAAGUGGGACGAGGCAAACCUCUACCUCACGGAGCAGGAGCGCUCCUCUACCAUGAAGAUCACGGAACCCAAGACUCCCUAUGCCAAACACUACGACCCCGCCGAGGACCCGUCGGACGAAGACGAGGAUCCUCUGGCGGACGCUGGUGCUCGUCUUAAGAAUUCACGUCCAAGCCGUGAAGAUGACAUUCCGGGCCUUUCGCUGGGCGAACCGGAAGAGGAGAUCCCGGAAGCGGGCGCGCCGUCGCCCCGCAGCGAAAAGAGCGUCCACGUCGACGACGAGAGCAGCAUCGGGCACAACGCGGAGGAGGAGCUGGCGGGCAUGUCUCCCGAGGAGCGUGAGAAGCACAGAAAGUUUGAACAGCUUCGAAAGAGACACUACGAAAUGAAAAAUGUGGCCCAGCUCCUGGGCCACCCCGAGACGAUCCAGGAUGAGGAUGAGGAUGACGAGGGUGAGGUGCCGCCUGUGCCACAGGUACCGGGCGUGCCCAACGGUACUGCGUAG